AUGCAAAGAUCAAAGAUACUCACACAAAGACAAGAGUCUGAACUAAAUAGAGCUAUAAUUCAAUAUUUAGAACCCAUUUGUUCUGAAAAUGAAUCAAAUCAAACAUUAAUAAAUCAACUUUCCAAUUUACUUUUAAAUGAAAAUGAAAAUAAAUUAAUCAAGAAUAACGAAAUUAUAGAUAAUUAUCUUGAAAAAAAAUGGUCAAGUGUAAUACGACUACAAAAAAAAAUUUUAGAUUUAGAAAAUGAAUUAACAAAUAUUCGAAAUAUAAUUGAUAUAGAUAAUGAUGAAAAUAAGAUUAAAAAUACUUCAAUUUUGGGAAAAGAUAGAAUUAAUUGGUUACCUUUUAGUUCUUCACAAAAUUUUGAAACUUCAUCAAUAAUAAAUUCAGUAAAAUUACAUCCUACAUUACCAUUAAUUUAUGCUGGUUGUAUUGAUGGAUCAAUUCAAAUUUAUAAUUUUGUAUCAAAUGAAAAUUCAUUACCUGAAAAAAUCAUAAAAGCUCAUACAAGAAGUUGUACAAAAUUAGCAAUUUCAUAUAAUCAAAUUGAUAUAAAUAAAAAUGAUCAACCUCAAUAUAUUUUAGCUUCUUGUUCAUCAGAUUUAUCAAUAAAAAUAUAUGAUUCAAAAACUUUUCAACAUUUAAGAACUUUAAAGGGACAUGAACAUACAAUAUCAUCAAUUAAAUUUUCUAAAAAUUCAAAUCAUUUAUAUUCAGUUUCAAGAGAUAAAACAGUUAAAAUUUGGGAUAUAAUUGAAGGAAUAUGUAUAAAAAGUUUUAUAGGUCAUAGUGAUUGGGUUAGAGAUUUAGAUAUUUGUAAUAGUAAAGAAUAUGAUGAAUUUGUAUUAACUUGUUCAAAUGAUCAAAGUGGUCGACUAACUCAUGCUCAAUCUGGUAUUGGAAUAGCCAUGAUGAUUGGUCAUUCUCAUGUUAUUGAAACUAUUAAAUUUUUACCAUUAACUUCAAAUAUAAUAAUUGAUAAAUAUUUAAAAGAAAAUCAAGAUUUUUUUCCUUCAAUUCCAAUUGUAAUAUUAGAUAAUGAAAUUUAUAAUGAAAUUGGUUAUAAAUAUUGUAUUACAGGAAGUAGAGAUAAUUCAAUUAAAAUUUGGUUAAUUCCUCCACCUUCAAUUAUUCAAGGACGUUCUCCAAUGCCAUCAAAAUAUAAUCAAGCUCAAGCAUGGUUAAUUACAACUUUAACAGGUCAUCAAUCAUGGGUUAAAUGUAUUGAAAUACAUCCAAAUGGAAGAUUUAUAUUUAGUGGAUCAGAUGAUAAAACUAUAAAAAUAUGGGAUUUAAAUGAUUUAAAUAAUAGUGGUAAUAUUGGAGUAAUUAGAUCUUUAAGUAAUAAUGAAGGAUUUUUAAAUGAUUUAGAUUUUGCAAGAUUAACAAAAAGUAAAAAUUCAUCAGUUAAUGAUAAAAUUUUAACGCAUGAAGAGAUUUUAAAAGAUAUUGAAAUUAGAAUAAGAUGUAUGUUAGUUAGUGGUGGUACGGAUAAUAUAAUUAGAUUAUGGAAGUAG
Messenger RNA from Lodderomyces pseudojiufengensis, 1518 nucleotides. RefSeq lists its product as uncharacterized. Bases 1 to 1518 code for a protein of 505 amino acids. The record is from RefSeq and is a predicted model, not a curated record. Lineage: Eukaryota; Fungi; Ascomycota; Pichiomycetes; Serinales; Debaryomycetaceae. Gene Ontology annotation, cellular component: nuclear envelope; microtubule associated complex; cytoplasmic microtubule. Gene Ontology annotation, molecular function: microtubule plus-end binding; dynein complex binding. The transcript has a single exon. Gene Ontology annotation, biological process: nuclear migration; microtubule organizing center organization; establishment of mitotic spindle orientation.